UUUUUGUAUCUAAUCCUUUCCAAUCCACGUCCAAGUAAAAACAACAAAGUAAAAAAAAGAUGAACACUCCAAUAAAACUCACCUUUCUCAUUCUCUGCAUCGCCCUAACCGCAACCGCAUUCGUAGUCCCAGCCAAACGUGCCGACGUUACACCAGAACACGAAAAAACCGUCGCAGGAAUCUGCAGCGUUGUCGAAGACAAAAAUCUUUGUAGCAUAACCUUGAAAACCGUCCCAAGCAAUGACCCCGCCUUCUUGGUCCGUUACUUAGCCACAGCCGCAGAAUCCUCUGUUAAAAAGGGCUUGAACUUCCUCUCUGAAAUCAAACCCAAGUACAAAGGAAACUCAUUCGCCACAAACUGCAUCACUGGUUGUGAGAAACAGCUAAACAACGCCUUGGAAGACUUUGCAGAUUUCUGGAAAGCCGCGGGAAAAAACAUAACAAGCAUGGCUGAUAAUUACUUCACAUGCAAGAAGAAGAUGACUUCGAUCUUCACGUACCACUCCACUUGUCUCGAUGACAUUUACGACAAAACGUUGUUGAAAGAGGUUCAAGGAGGGAUAGGGCUUGGGAAAAGAAUGAGUGGUGAGUCAGUGGAUGUGUUCGCUGGAAUGGACAAAGUCUUUAACACUUUAAACAUUAAGACCAAACUUAACCAGCAAGAUACCGAUUCGUUGCUCCCACCACCAUUGUCGUUUUACUACACUUGAUUUAUUUAUUAACAUACAUAUUCUUAUACAUAUAAAAACAAAGACAAAUGUGCAUCGAUUGGGUUUUUCAGAUAUUUUAGGGAUCUUUUAAGGGUUCCUUUUUGAUGUAUAUUUGUAAGUAAUAUGUUAUGGGUGAUAAUCAUGUAAGGACCUCGUGGUUGGAAAGGAUAUGGGGAAAAAAUGUGAUUAUUAUCUAAUAAAAACAAACUUCUUUUUUAAUAAACUUAACUAGUAACUUAUUUGGUAUAUUUAUGCCCUUUAUUUUAUGUAUGUGUAUACACACAGAAAAAUAAACAACUUAGAAAUUUUCUGACUACCAAAAAAACUUAGAAAUUUUCAUCUAUUACGAUAGUAAGCAUGCACAUAGUAUAAUACAACAUAACUAGGUAAAGAUCUAUACCUUGCUCGGAAUAAAUAUGAUAUACACUAUUUUUCGAAACUAUUACUUUGGUUCAUACCAAAUAAUUAGAAUAUAUACCGUUUCAUAAUAAAUUAUAUAUUGUACUCCAAUAUAUGGCGUUUAGUAAUAGAUCAGUAGAUGAAAUGAUUCAUAAAUAGAUAAAACAUACUACAUAUUUUUCAUUCAAAAAAAAAAAAACAUACUACAUAUAUUACAUCUAUAG
Messenger RNA from Brassica napus (rape), 1333 nucleotides. RefSeq names its product probable pectinesterase/pectinesterase inhibitor. Bases 60 to 710 code for a protein of 216 amino acids. The transcript has a single exon. Gene Ontology annotation, molecular function: enzyme inhibitor activity. The record is from RefSeq and is a predicted model, not a curated record. NCBI's taxonomy places the organism in Eukaryota, Viridiplantae, Streptophyta, Magnoliopsida, Brassicales, Brassicaceae.